CGGAAGGGCAACUGAUCGUGUGAGCCAGGAGACACGAAAGCAAGCACUUGCUCGGUCAGUUGCUGCCGUCCUUGUACGCGCGGCAUUGCCCCCUCUUCAAUCCCGCUCUAUAUUUGAUUCUUAUUUCUGUUUUUGUAUAUCUCUGCCCACCCCUUUUUCUCUCAUUUUAAUUGCUUAUUCGCUUGCUGCCCCUCCAGUCUAUCCCCCCAUCCAUGUGCGCUCAAAUCUGCUCCACCGCCUUCCUUGUUCAGCCGUUGCGCUGAACUCAGAUUCUAAUUUAAUAAACGAGUUGUUCGCAAUUCGUAGCUCCUCCGAGAUUUUCCCUCAAAUCUUGUUACCUGUUCGCUUCACGUCUCAGUGUUGUAGGAUACCUCUUUCCCGCAAUCCAGAACUCCGGAGUCGAGCUCUUGCCCGCCUUCUUGUUCCUCCCCACCGCGCACACACCACUACCCCACCUCCCGCUGCCAUGACUGUCGGCCGUGAGAAUGCGGCGCGCAGCAAUGGCGGGUCGGACGCGGACGGUCUCCAGAUUCGCUUUAUUCCCCUAUCCUACGACAGCGCAAACUCGAGAGAGUCGGCGCUUCGGCUCGUGCUGUCGAUCCGCCCGGACUGGGGCUCGCCCGACUCCAAUGUUGAGUUUGUGCGCUUCACCGACGGCAUCACAAACACACUGCUGAAGGCGGUCAACAAGCGACCCGGGCUCUCCAAGAACGAUGUCGACAAGGAGGCCAUUCUGCUGCGGGCUUACGGCCACGGUACCGACCUGAUCAUCGAUCGGCAUCGCGAGACGCAGAACCACGAGCUGCUCAUGAGACACGGCCUCGCUCCGGAGCUGCUUGCGCGCUUCGAGAACGGCAUGAUGUACCGCUUCAUCCAGGGCGCGGUUACCCACCCCGAGGAUCUGCGCAAGCCCGACAUCUACAAGGCCGUCGCUCGACGCUUGGCCGAGUGGCAUGCUGUCGUCCCUUGCAUAUCCGCCAAAACCGGGCACAGCCGCAAGAAUUCGAAGGCCGACGGCGCCGCGGCCUCCGCGUUGGAUGGCGGCCUUGGCGAUGCCGAAUUCCAGCAGGCCCUCGACAACGUCGCGCCCGGCAAGCCGCCGCCGAAUGUCUGGACCGUCAUGCAGAAAUGGAUCUUUGCCCUCCCCACCGAAACCGAGGCACAGAGGGCCCGGCAGGCCGAGCUACAACAGGAGCUGAAGAAGCUCGUUUCUGAGCUGAGCCAGCGGCCGGGCCUGGGUGUCAACGGGCUCGUCUUUGCCCAUUGCGAUCUUCUCAGCGGAAACGUCAUCGUGCUGCCAAACUCCCAGCUCUCCAACGGCGACAAAUCCCCCACGCCUGUAGUCGCCUUCAUCGAUUACGAAUAUGCAACCCCCUCGCCCGCCGCCUUCGACCUCGCGAACCACUUCGCGGAGUGGGGCGGUUUUGACUGCGACUACAGCGUCCUGCCGACGCGGGCACAGCGACACGAGUUUAUUGAGGAGUACAUCAACACAUACUUUACAUUCCUCGAAAAGAAGAGCCCCGGAGCCGCUGCCACUUUCGACAAGGAGGCUGAGAUCGAGCAGCUCCAUCAGGAGGUCGACCAUUUCCGAGGUGUUCCUGGCUUCUACUGGGGCAUUUGGGCUCUGAUUCAAGCUACUAUCUCUGAGAUCGAUUUUGAUUAUGCCUCCUACGCUGAGACGAGGUUAGGAGAGUAUUAUGCCUGGCGGGCCGAGGUCACUGGGGAGCGGCGAAGAUCGGGAAAGGAGAUGCCGCUGCGGGAGAAGCGAUGGGCCCAGGAGGAGUAAACCGACGACGGCCGUUGCUAAGAAGAAGAAGCGCUCUUCGCGGAUAGACACAUCUAAACAUUCAUCUCAUUUUGAUACACAGGGUGACGUUGGGGCGCCUUGGGUUUAGUGCUGCAUUCAGAUCACGGAGCAUAGGUAUAGGGGCGAUCAUUCAACAUGGGCUCGGAUACUCUACGCCAAACAUAGAUAUUUGAGCUCCGGUGCCGUCGGGACACGGCAAGCCUUGGAGUUACAUGGCGAGAAACCGGCUUAAUUAGGGCAAGAGGGCGGGGACGGUUCGGGGCUAGAAACAAGAAAGAAAGAGCAAAAAAGAAGAGUAAGCAUU
Thermothelomyces thermophilus ATCC 42464 is the source of this 2114-nucleotide messenger RNA. RefSeq lists its product as uncharacterized. The record is from RefSeq and is a predicted model, not a curated record. NCBI's taxonomy places the organism in Eukaryota, Fungi, Ascomycota, Sordariomycetes, Sordariales, Chaetomiaceae. Gene Ontology annotation, biological process: phosphatidylcholine biosynthetic process; phosphatidylethanolamine biosynthetic process. Gene Ontology annotation, molecular function: choline kinase activity; ethanolamine kinase activity. Gene Ontology annotation, cellular component: cytoplasm. The transcript is spliced from 2 exons. Bases 467 to 1789 code for a protein of 440 amino acids.